Eutrema salsugineum is the source of this 671-nucleotide messenger RNA. RefSeq lists its product as uncharacterized. The record is from RefSeq and is a predicted model, not a curated record. The transcript is spliced from 3 exons. Gene Ontology annotation, cellular component: mitochondrion. NCBI's taxonomy places the organism in Eukaryota, Viridiplantae, Streptophyta, Magnoliopsida, Brassicales, Brassicaceae. The coding region runs from base 120 to 473 and encodes 117 amino acids.
AAUCCUAAAGUUCUGAAAAAGUUUCUCUGUUUGGGUUGUUCUGUUUCUCGCCGCCGCAACACAUCGUCGCCGCCGUCGCAUCGCCGUCAUCGUACCUUCAUUUCAGACAGGAACGAACAAUGGCGAACAAGAUUGCGAUGCUUUUAUCGGAAGCGAUGAACAGCAACGCUGUGAUAAACACUUGUCUUGGAGUAUCGUUUGUUGUUUUGGGAUUGAGAUCUGAUAAGCAGCAAAAGUAUGUCGAGGCCUUACAGGAGCAGAAGGAGUCGCUUCUCAAGUCGAAUAAAGAAAUGAAAGUCACAAUGUGGGAGUGGAAACAGCAGCUCUUUGCUGAAGCAGCCACCUCCUCUGCUUCUGCGGUUGUUCCUCUGUCCACGCUUAAGGGCAUUUAUGGCGAAGUCACCACUACCACUCAAUCUGGUGACACAGUCAAGGAAGACCCUAAAGUGUCUACACCUACGAUCAUGGUUUGAGAGGUUGUUAAAUUUUAUCGGUAGGUCGUUUCAGUUAAACCCAGGGAAGUGAAGAUUAGCAUUUAGUCUCAUCAUUUUGCAUAAAUUGCAUUUUGUAAACUAGUUUGGCAUCAAUCCUGUGUUGUUGUGAUCUUUUUUUGUUCCUGGUAGUAAGUAUACAGUGAAGCACUCCUAAAAUAAAGACAAGAUCCUCUUUUU